This is a messenger RNA of Amoebophrya sp. A120, 6838 nucleotides long. NCBI's taxonomy places the organism in Eukaryota, Dinophyceae, Syndiniales, Amoebophryaceae. The record is from the annotation of a GenBank genome assembly.
GAAACGAAGUCCUCCGAAUCAGGAUCGCAUCAACUUGUGAACACGUGCAGGGGUUUCUGAUUUUCCUCGGAGAAUAUAUGAUGGAGAAGAUCAAAGUGACUUUGAAAGUCAAGCGUUGUCAUUGCUUUCACAUUAUCAUUAUGCAAGUUAGUAGUCCAAGUUUCUUAUUCUUUUUGUUUUCCUUUUCUCGUCUAAAUGGUUAUGAACUUUGUCGACGUGUUUUCAUGAAAUUGUAGACCAGAUGAAAACCUAUCCCUUCUCCAGGACAGGAGUGUCAUCUACUUCUAUAUUCUGAUAUUAUGGUGUCGGAUACUAGCGUUGUGGUAUCGCAAUCAAAAUUGUACCCCCGGCGACCUCCACCGCAUGUUGUUGUUUCCUCUCAGAAGAUGUUUUUUUGUAGUUAUGUAGGGCCGUUUCAAACAGAAAAACAGAAAAAAUGAUGGAACUUCAUAGAAAUUGAUGAAGCAAGUGCAAGAAGGUUGCAGGGGUACAAUUUUUCUUGUGAUAUAGUCCAGGAGCAGUGCCGCAAGUUGUGAAGAUGGUUGAUGGAAGCUCCUGCUCCAAUCUCUCUGCGCCCGCAGCGUCCGCUUCUACUGCUGCUUCGAGCGGGAGCAAUUUUGUGCUCUCCCAAAACGAUGAAGAGCUGCAGCUCGAUUUCAUGUGCGCCCCGGAUGUGUCAACGAGAGACGUCCACUGCAACAUUCGCAAGGACUCGCUGAAAGUUGUGAUCGGCAAAGAACCUAUGUCUUCAACGGUCGUUAGCGUACAGAAGUGUGAAUUUGCAGUGAGUUUGUAUUGCAUGACUUGCAUUUACUUAAAAGAAAAGAGCGCUACGUAUGGACACGAGCCCAAGCAUACCACAUAGCCUGAAGGGCUGCUCGUCGCGUGGUGGCGCUUGCAGCACCAAAAGAGGUGGUCUUGCGGGGGCUCGCCGGGCUGUGUAGUGCGUAUCUAGCGACCAGAGAAGGUGGGUCGGGGGGCUCUUAGUCUUCUGCGCGUCUGCCUCAGAAGUUCCUCUCCGAAAUGGUCGAAAGGGAGGGCGACGCCUGAACACAGGGGCACUAGUUCAACAUGUAUGCUCUCACGAGUUGUGGUUGGCUCGGCUUGGACUUGGAUAUCUGGGAGCAGCCUCGGGUGGAAGGGGAGGCACGAUUCGGCCGCGGGCGCUAGCUUGCUUCGCCUGCUGUGCUCUGCUCACAACUCCCCACGUGUCUUUUUGCCCCCGGAGCAAGUCUUAUUCGACGUGAUCCCCAGGUCAAGAAUUCCCUUGGUGAAUUUUGGGACUUUUUGUUUUGGCGACACUUUGUUGAAGCCCCAAAACCCGGAGUUUCUCACGCGCUAGCGAAUUUUGAAAAGGAGCCGGAGGACAAAAUUCACCGGCGUCCUUUUCAAAAUUCACCCCAAAACUCACCGAGCGCCACUUUUCGACCGUGAUAAGCAAAGUUUAGCGCAGAAAAGUGCUCAAGGAACUCCGCAAAUAGACCCUGGGAAGCGGGGCCGAGGGGAAAAGACGAGCGCCCUCUGCUGCCCUCAGCCCGUCUAUAUUCUGCCGAAAAGGCCGGAGAGUUCACGCGCCUGCCGGAUAGACGCGCCAAAGCUCUCGGCCUGGUCCUUUCGCCCUUGCCUUCGCGCCUUCUUGCCUAAUUGCAUUUGCUUCGCAGCGCUUUCUUUUUGGCGUCUCUGCCCCGGCUGCUGCAGUGCUCUUAUGCGAGCACAGGGAGACGAAUAGACAUGGCCAAAGAACGAGAGACGUCCACUGCAACAUUCGCAAGGACUCGCUGAAAGUUGUGAUCGGCAAAUAUGGGAGUGUCAGGAUCGAAAUCGUCAAAGUUGAAAUAAUUUGUAAUGCAUAAAAUGCAUGACCCGAGGCACGUGUGUUGCAGAGCAGGCAAGUGAGGCCGAUUCUAAGCCUGUUGGGGGCUACAGCUAGAGCUGCCAAAGUAGCAUGAGAAAAUCGCUCUUCUUUGCCUAAGCAGCAUGACAAACUGGAUUUAGGGACCACCUAGAUUUGUCAUGCUCCACUUGGAAACUGGGUUCCAACUCGCAUCCAUUUUAUGCAUGACAAAUUAUUUCAACUUUGUCGAUUUCAACUCUGACACAUCCAUAGCAAAGAGCUCCUGUUUGAGGACGAGCUGAUCGGAAAGAUUGACGUGGACGAAAGCGCCUGGCAGCUUGAAAAGCUGAAGAAGGUCGACAAAAAACAGCUGAGCGUGACGCUGGUGAAGACAACCGCCGGGAAGAAGUGGAAAUGUGUGGGAAAGCGGGAAGCCGCGGCCCUCCGGAGCUCCCUGCAGUAUGGAUGUGUCAGGAUUGACAUCCUCAAAGUUGAAAUGGUUUGUCAUGCAUAAAAUGGAUGCCAGUUGGAACCCAGUUCCCAAAUGGCGCAUGACAAAUUUUAGUGGUCCCUAAAUCCAGUUUGUCAUGCUGUUUAGCCAAAGAAGACCGAUUUUCUCCUGCUACUUUAGCAGCUCGAGCCCUAACCCCAAACAGGCUUACAAUCGGCCUCACUUGCCUGCUCUGCAACACACGCACCUCGGGUCAUGCAUUUUAUGCAUUGCAAAUCGUCUCACCUUUGACGAUUUCGAUCCUGAAACAGCCAUAUGCAGCAAGAGCUAUCUAGUGCCCCGCACGGCGUCGAAGCCUCUUCAGGAGGGCCGCCCUCCACCGGCAAGAAUGCUGGAACUUUUCAGCUGAAGUCUGUGAUCAGCGGCGAGUUCAACCCCGACGAUGACGCGGAAAAUGCCGCGAAGAACGAGAACGAUGAGGUGAUUCUCGAGCGGGAAUUUUUGGACCUUCGAAAGGCGAAAGGACUCAACGCCCCGGAAACACUGGACAAGUUCUUUGAGCUGUUUGACAACUCAAUUCAGCUGUACCGCCUCAAUAUGCUUGCAAAGUACCUGGAGGAGAUCGUGCCGGUCUGUCGCGCCCACCCGCAGUCCAAGUACAAAUUGAAGGGGAUCCAGGCCUACGCUUUCGUGCUGUGGAAGAAAAACCAAUUUCGAGAAGCACUACCGCUCUUCUUGGAGAUGGAAGACAUGCUGGGUCCGAACGGCGCCCUCUGCGAAAACAUUGCGCACACCUAUAACAGGUACUACAAUUUAAAAUGAUAAGAUAUACAAGCGACGGACAGACACAGGAGAAGUAGAUUUUCAUUUUGCAGGGUAGAUAUUGCUGUCGCUAUAAUUUUGCUCAUACUUGCUCUUGCAAGUAGUGGAUUGACACGCGAUGUGUCAAAAACUACAACAUUCCCCUUGCAAGGUCGACAUCGUCACCAUGGCGUCGCCAUCGUCUUUCGAUGUUGUCGCGACUUUGUAAACUUCCUCGGUCCUCUCGUCUACCAUGAUUAAUUUCAACUUUUACGAAAGAUAAAGUUAAGCAAUUGACACGUUCUAAGGUCCACCGAUAUGAUUUGAAUUCGCUCACGAACAUGCAUACUGCAGCGCAUGCAUGCUCCUGAUCAAGAACAAAGCUAAACUUCUCGCUUUUCAGCCUCGGGAACUACGAAAAAGCCGAAGAAUACUUUUCCGCGGCCCUGAAAUUUUGUCAAAAUGACGAGUCUGCAACCAGUCAAAAGGGUGGCGUUUUGCUGGGGCUUGGCCUUGUACGAGAUCGUCAGCAGAAGACCGAACAGGCCGAAACAAUUGUUCGACAAGCCUAUGAGUUUUACCGUCGCCGUUCCGGCGGACAGCUAAACAGCCUGCAGGUUUCCAUUUUAAUAUUUCGGGGACAUGCCGCAGCCACUAGUAGCACUACAUGUACUCUGCGAAAGUGGAACACUCCUUGUCCUCUGUUGGAUGAUUAUUUUCUGUUUUUGUUGAAGUAAAGUUGAAGUGAGCCCAGCGAUGCUAAGUAGUCUUCGUCUAACCACGGAUGCUGGAGGAUCCUGCUGCAUUGUCGCGAAAUGUAUGAACUUUUGGAGUCUCAUUUUCGUGCCAUUUCUGUUUCACUUCAGGCAAAAGCGGGCGUCGCACUCGCAAAGAUACUAGCGCAGCUCGGCCGAGACCGAGAAGCAGAAGCCGAGCAACUGUUGAAGGAGGCGUCUCAUUGCUACGAAGUGACUUGCGGCGCAUUUAGUCCUUUGACGUGCUCGGGGUACCAGGAGCUUGGACGUCUCCAAUGGCUAUGACUCGCUUGGGUGUUACCAUUUCAACUCACUGUAGUUACCAGGCAAACGGAACUUUUUCACGUUGGUGAAACAACGACCAGGUGGCGUUGGACCAACGACCAGAGACAGCAGGACACGCGGAGUACUAGGAUGCAGUGCAGCUGGUGGGUGUAGUUCCGCGAAUUCUUCACACCUUGUCUUCAUGUGCUGCCUGCUCUGUCUGAGGACCGCAGAGAGCUGCAGGCAUUUGGCUGUUUUAUGUGUUACAUAGAAAAAAUAAGUCGAAAUCCUGCCCAGCAACAGAUUGUUCUUGAUAUAUGAAUGCAUUAGCACCAGAUCUGGUUGAGAUUGAUUGCAACACCUGAGCGAUUCAUAGUGGCGCAUGUCUGCUUCGACCUCUUCUUUUCCGGACACGGAGGGCGAGGAUGGGAUUUCAGUUGAGGAUGUGACCACUGCUGCACCUACUGGUGCAAGUACGACCUCCUCGUCGUCCACGACCGCGACGCCGACUUCUUCUACCAAGGCCGCCAGAACGUCCUCCACUACCUCGACGAAGAGGUUGGAAGCGCGGAAACAUCUCAAAAAAGCCUACCAAAUCGCAGUGCGGAAGGACUGUGUAGACAUACUGCAGCUGAUGGAGUGCCAUAAUUUUCUGAUGGAAACGAUAACGCACCACGUUGACACAAUAAAUCGGGUGGAGUUUCGCGAGUUCACGCCUGUUGUGACAGAGGGAGUAGUAUCCUCUGUGAGUUGUACUGAUGAAAUCUUCCCCAACGGUACUCUCAAGGUACUAUUAAAACCUCGUAACGAGGAGGGUGCGUUUUAUUCGUAGUGUGGUCGUGUGGGUGUCGAGGAUUGGCAUCAACAGUUAGGGCUUUGCACCAUUUUCGCUAUGCAUGCGGAUCCUGAUCGUGCUUGAUCGUUCCGCGACUGGGUGAAGAUGAUUUCAAACAGCAUACUCCGAGCGCCUGAAAAAGGACCCCGCCGUGAAGCAGGAUGGGAACGCCGGGGUCUUCUACAAACUCGCGGGCGAAUACGAAAGCGGCAGGUUGGAAGUCGACGAACUCAAAAUGAAAAUAAUUUUCGAUGCAUACGUAUACAUAUUCAAUAAAAUCAAAAUGCAGCGAGGCCCGAAGUGCCUGUCUUGUAGAGAAGGCAAACGCGGUCGCUUCAUUGUGGACCUGUUCAGGGUUACUAGCCAUAGCAUCGCGAACAAGCGCACCGGAGGUGCCCCAAACAGUAUGACUGUGGGAAUCCGGGCGCUCCCAGCAUUUGCAAUGCGUGACCUCCAAGUGAAGAAGAAGUUAGGGACCCAGCUCCAACUGCUGCCAGUUUUACGCGUAGAAAAUUGUUGGAGGUCGUGGUGGCUUCCUUUACGGUAGGUAAUCCAAGGAUACUAAUGGUGGUGGCUUCGGUCCGCUUGACUCUGCGUCCCAUUGGCUUGGCCAUCUGCGGAAAUGUGCCCCACGAGUUGUGUUUGUUGUGUCGGUCGGUUUGUAGUUGGCACGGAAAUUGAAAUUGAUAUCACCAUAUUUAUAUCAACCUCGACGACUUCAAGCCUGACGUUUCCAUAGAGAAUUUUUGUGUUGGUGCGGCGAGGCUGACUCGUACACGCAAGGGAAAAAACUACUUGGGGAAGCCCUGGAACUUUUUCGCACCGAGAAAAGCUGUGACUGCAAAAAGCUGAUGCGAGAGUGCAAAGACAUGAUUGAGUACGCGGAGAGGGUUCUCAGUGGCGUAUCCAGGAAAAAACAACCAUCCCCAUCCAUCUUAUGCAUGACAGACACAGGAUUUUAUACAUGUUUUGCAUGACAAAUUGGAUGGGGAUGGUGGUUUUUUUGUGGAUACGGCGAGCAGCAAAACGUGACCGAGAUUCCCGUCAAUGAAGCGUAUGGAAGCGUCAGGAUUGAAAUCGUCAAAGUUGAAAAAAUUUGCGAUGCAUAAAAUGCAACCCACAAAGCGCCUGUCUUGCAGAGUAGGCAAGGGAGGCAUAUUGCAAGCCUGUUGAGGGGUAGAGAUACAGCUGCUGAAGUAGCAUGACAAAAGGCGUCUUCCUUACCCAAACAGCAUUACAGACUGAAUUUAGGCACCGCCAAAACUUGUCAUGCGCCACUUGAAAACUGGGCUCCAACUGGCAUCCAUUUUAUGCGGUGAGGUGCCCUUACAGGUUGUGUAGUGGUUUCGGUCGGUUUAGCAUGACAAACUAUUUCAACUCUGACGAUUUCAAACCUGACACAUCCAUAAAGCGGACCAGAAGCGUAUUCGUGCGGAGCUGGACGCGGAGCAGCGGCAGCGGCAGCGCGAUUCCGAGCAAAGCUCUGGACCGGCAAGCUCUUCUGCCACCGUGGCGACGUAAAGUCGCUCCGCCGGCUGCACUCAUGACCUGAACAAGAAACAGCUAGUGAGUAACAGGCUGGAAUCUUCUAAAGUAGCUAUAGCUUUAGCUACUCUAUGAGGAGAAGCCGCCGGCGCUUGAUCAUCUUGAGACUCGUGAUUUGUUUUAAAUGCGAAUGGGGCUACUGAUGAAGAAGAAGAUGUCGCCGACAUUUUUCUCUGUAAUGAUGGAGACCGUUCGUUGACGUUGUCUAAAAACUAAGUUGCGCCAGGGCCAGAGAUCUGUCGUCGUGAUGUUGGAAUUUAUUGUUGGUCAGCGCGGAAUCUGUUUUGAAAAAUGUGUUGGAGCGGAGCCGUACCUGAUCAAGAAGGAAAAAAAAAUAGAUUGCAUAGCGAUAG